Molecule: messenger RNA, 1431 nt
Organism: Gymnodraco acuticeps
Lineage: Eukaryota; Metazoa; Chordata; Actinopteri; Perciformes; Bathydraconidae
Product: protein ALP1-like
Exons: 3
Coding region: 81-1349 (422 amino acids)
Source: RefSeq, a predicted model, not a curated record
ACAGAGAAGAAGAACAGACCGUGAUAUAAACAACAACAAAUAGCGUGUGCGUUCCAUUUUCCCUCUCGUCCAUCUAAAACAUGUUUCGUGCGGCACUGGCGCUAUCAGCCAUUGCAGUGUUACUUGUGGAAGACAUUCUCAAGCAACAGUCUCUCAAGAAGCGGAAGCGAAGAAUUAGGAGAAACCACACUAAAUUGGUGAAGUCAUGGAUACUACAGCGAGAAGCUCACGGUGCUUUCCCGAACCUGUGUCGAGAGCUGGAAUUCAAUGAAGUGCCAGAUUUCAGAAAUUUCGCUCGGCUUUUUCCUGUGCAGUUCCACACGUUGGAGGAACUCAUCACUCCAAUCACCCAGAGGGAAAACACCAACUACCCGGAUUGCAUCUCCGUGGGGACACGUCUGAUGGUUACGCUGCGAUUUUUGGCAACAGGGGAAAGCUUCAGGAGCCUUUCCUACCAGUUCCGAGUGGGAGUGUCAACCAUCCGGCAAUUCGUUCCUGAGACCUGUACAGCCAUUUACGAGGUUUUAAAAGAGAAAUACCUGAAGUGCCCAGACACAGUGGAAGAGUGGCAGCAAGUAGCUGAUGGAUUCCAGGCUCAGUGGGACUUCCCAAACUGCCUAGGUGCCCUGGAUGGGAAACACAUCAACAUCCGCCCGCCUCCAGGAACUGGAUCAACCUACUUCAACUACAAACAUACAUUUUCAAUAGUGCUAAAGGCACUGGUCGACAGCAACUACAAGUUCUUGUAUGUAGAUGUAGGUUGUAAUGGGAGGAUUUCAGAUGGUGGUGUGUUUGGUGGAUGCUCACUGCAGGAUGCCUUGGAGAAUAGGACAUUCAACAUCCCUGCACCUGCACCACUUCCUGCUUCUGACCAGGCGGUUUGUUACCACAUUGUGGCAGAUGAGGCAUUUCCCCUGAAAGAGUACCUCAUGAAGCCCUAUCCGAACCGCAGGCUAGCUGUAGAGCAACGCAUCUUCAACUACAGGCUGUCACGGGCUCGGAGGGUGGUAGAAAAUGCCUUUGGCAUCCUAGCCAACCGUUUUCGGGUCUUCCUAACCACCAUAAACAUUCAAGACACUGCCAAAGUGGAGGCCAUUGUUUUGGCUUGCUGUGCUCUGCACAACUUCCUGCGCACAGAGAACUGUAGCGUAUACAUGGCGGGAGUUGUUGACCAGGAAGGACCCGAUCAUGGCACUGUCCCAGGGAGCUGGAGACAAGACCAUGACCUACGGCAAGCCACCCUGCCACCCACCACCAAUAAUCCAGCUCGAGCCAAGCAUCACAGGGAUGAACUAUGCCAAUAUUUUAACGGUAUCGGUGCAGUGUCUUUUCAGUGGGAUAAGAUAUAGCACCAUAGUUUUCUUUCAUGGUGGUUUGGCUAAUUAAUGUCAUGUGGAUUUUUUUAAGGUACGAAAUAAAGUUUUGCAUUGC